Messenger RNA from Caretta caretta (loggerhead turtle), 1430 nucleotides. It is a transcript of the gene GJD3, whose product is annotated as gap junction protein delta 3. Lineage: Eukaryota; Metazoa; Chordata; Testudines; Cheloniidae. Gene Ontology annotation, biological process: cell-cell signaling. Gene Ontology annotation, molecular function: gap junction channel activity involved in AV node cell-bundle of His cell electrical coupling. Gene Ontology annotation, cellular component: connexin complex. The record is from RefSeq and is a predicted model, not a curated record.
CCGGACAAUGCGCGAGCCCCGGGCAGCCUGCGCCGAGCCGGGUCCGGGACGCGGCCCCUGCACGAGCCCCCGCCUGCAGUGCGGCCCCGGCCCCGGCCCCGGCCCCGGCCCCAGCCAUGGGCGAGUGGAGCUUCCUGAGCUCGCUGCUGGACGCCGUGCAGGAGCACUCGCCCAUGGUGGGCCGGUUCUGGCUGGUGGUGAUGCUGAUCUUCCGCAUCCUCAUCCUGGCCACGGUGGGCAGCGACGUCUUCGAGGACGAGCAGGAGGAGUUCACCUGCAACACGCUGCAGCCAGGCUGCAAGCAGGUCUGCUACGACAAGGCCUUCCCCAUCUCCCACUACCGCUUCUGGGUCUUCCACAUCGUGGUGCUGUCGGCCCCUGCCCUGCUCUUCGUCAUGUACGCCAUGCACCAGGGCGGCAAGCUGCGGCAGGGCCAGGAGGGCGGCCCCGCGGGCCCGCCCCGGCUGCAGCCCAGCCAGCGGGCCCACCACAUCCGCACCUUCUACCUGGCCAACGUGGCCAUGCGCAUCCUGGCUGAGACCGGCUUCCUGGUGGGCCAGUGGCAGCUGUACGGGUUCCACGUGGAGCCGCGCUUCACCUGCCAGAGCUCGCCCUGCCCCCACACGGUGGACUGCUUCGUGUCCCGGCCCACCGAGAAAACCAUCUUCAUCCUCUUCUACUUCCUGGUGGGCGUGGUCUCCGCCCUGCUCAGCCUGCUGGAGCUGGCCCACCUGCUGGCCAAGGACAGGUGCCAGGGGCAGGAGGCCGCCAAGCCCCCGGCCACCUCCCACGAGCAGCAGGAAAACUGGUCCAACCAGGCGCACGAGCAGUGCCAGCAGUUCCUGCCCCCGGGCGAGGGGGGCGCCAAGGGGGCGGCCUGCAGCGUCCCCAACCACUACGAGCCCUCGGCCCCGUUCCGGCCCCACGCCCCCUCCAAGGGCAGCAUGGCCUCCCGGCCCGCGGCCAAGUCCGAUUUGGUGGUCUAGGGCUCACGCUACAGCCCAGCUCCCAUCUGUGCCAGUCACCGGGCCUUCCGCUUAGCAGGGUUGCCGCGGCAACACCAGUGACCUGAGCGGGACGUUCUCAGCCCUGCUGCAGCUUCAGUGGCCCUGAGCAACCUUCCAGCUGUGCCCUAAGGGCCCGGGGCCCACAGUCCGUACCAGCCCCGUACAGCCUGGCAGAGGGCGCACAGAGGACCCUGAGCCUAGGGCACAAAGCCCCUUAUGCCACGAGCAGCAGGAAAGGAGCUGGCUAGACUACAAGGAGUGACAGCGUGGCCCAAGGCUUAGAGCAUUGGGCUGCCACAGGGGAGAGCUGGGGGUCUCAUUCCGGCUGGUGUAGGCGACCAGACGAGGGGCAAUGAACUGACCCAGCCCCUCUGCCUGCUGCUCAGCCGGGGGACGGGACGGUUCCUGAAGACAGGAAGCUGG